Molecule: messenger RNA, 1147 nt
Organism: Astrephomene gubernaculifera
Lineage: Eukaryota; Viridiplantae; Chlorophyta; Chlorophyceae; Chlamydomonadales; Astrephomenaceae
Source: the annotation of a GenBank genome assembly
GGCUGGUGUGAAGCAUGUGGUGGUGCUGACUGCGGCGCCAGCGGAGGGCGGUGCUGGCGGCUCCUCCAACCGCGGUGGGGCCUUUGCCCUCCCCUCCCUGGCGUCCCUAGCAGCUCACCUGGGCGGAGGUGCAGCAGCUGCCUCCGCUCGGGAGCUCCGAAACCUGGCGGAUGAAGCCACGGUAGCUGCCGUACGAUCAUCCGGGCUGCCGUACAGUGUCGUACAAGUGUACGGCUUGACUCAUACUACAGGUGUGGGUGCUGCUGCUGGCGGUGGCGGGGACCCUAGCCUGCCUUCGGGAUCCCUACCGUUGCCCGGAGGAGGAGUGACACUAACACAAGUGCGAUUUGGGUCGUCGGGAGCACGGCAACGGCCGCAGGAGCAGCCCGUAGCUGGUGCUAGCAGCGGGAGUAGUGGGAGCAGCAGCAGCGGCAGCAGCAGCAGUGCCGGUGGUGGCGGCAUCAGUCGUGAGGCUUUGGGGGUGCUGUUGAGCUGUCUGGUGGACUUGCCGCCUGGAGGUGUAAUAGCUGGGGGUGUAAUAGCUGGGGGUGUAGCUGGGGGUGGAGAUAGCAGUGGCAGCAGCAGCAGCGGCAGUAGUGGCAGCAGUAGCAGUAACAAGGGCAGGGGGCGCACGCUACAGGCACAGCAGGAUGGGCGUCAGCAGCGGCAACUGCAGAGCUCAGAGCAGCUCACUGCUGCGCUGCGGGAGCUUGUUCAUGAUUGAGGACAACAGCAUCGCCGACUGAUGGUUUGGGUGAUUGCAGAUGAGUUGUGACCCAUGGGUCAUGGUCACCCCCUACGUUCCUUCUCGCCCGUUUCCUUGUGUAAUAAUGCCAAGGCCCAUGUCGGCAUGUGACUCAUUGCAUGCAUUGUAGGGUGGAAGGGGGUGCUGUGUACAGAUAACUGGCCGCAAGUAUGUAGGAACGUACUGGACUGUCUUGUCGGAAGGUGCGGUGUGUGUGUAGUACUACAGUCCGGUAGCGAUGGAGGACGUUUAACAGUGGACAACAUUACCCAAGGAAGCAUGGCCCCUGUGUUGGGUGUUUUCUACAAGAUAUAUUGUCGGAGUGCCAGCAGGAGGAACGGAGGAGUGCCUAGGGGAGGAACGGAGGAGUUGUAACAUAGUCCCUAAAGGACACAUGGCUCG